This is a messenger RNA of Pipistrellus nathusii (Nathusius's pipistrelle), 828 nucleotides long. The record is from the annotation of a GenBank genome assembly. Lineage: Eukaryota; Metazoa; Chordata; Mammalia; Chiroptera; Vespertilionidae.
AUGAGCACCCCGCACUGGUGGGACCAGCUGCGGGCCGGCAGCUCGGAGGUGGACUGGUGCGAGGACAACUACACCAUCGUGCCGGCCAUCGCCGAGUUCUACAACACGAUCAGCAACGUCUUGUUUUUCAUUUUACCUCCCAUCUGCAUGUGCUUGUUCCGCCAGUACGCAACGUGCUUCAACAGUGGCAUCUACUUAAUCUGGACUCUUUUAGUUGUAGUGGGAAUUGGAUCCGUCUACUUCCACGCAACUCUGAGCUUCCUGGGUCAGAUGCUUGACGAACUUGCAAUCCUUUGGGUUCUGAUGUGUGCUCUGGCCAUGUGGUUCCCUAGAAGGUACCUGCCAAAGGUCUUCCGGAAUGACAGGGGCAGGUUCAAGGCAGUGGUCUGCGUCCUGUCCGCGGUUACAACGUGCCUGGCAUUCGUCAAGCCCGCCAUCAACAACAUCUCUCUGAUGACGCUGGGGAUUCCUUGCACUGUGCUGCUCAUUGCAGAGCUCAAGAGGUGUGACAACGUGCGUGUGUUUAAGCUGGGCCUCUUCUCCGGCCUCUGGUGGACCCUGGCUCUCUUCUGCUGGAUCAGUGACCGAGCCUUCUGUGAGCUGCUGUCAUCCUUCCACUUCCCCUACCUGCACUGCGUGUGGCACAUCCUCAUCUGCCUGGCCGCCUACCUGGGCUGCGUGUGCUUCGCCUACUUUGAUGCCGCCUCCGAGAUCCCUGAGCAAGGCCCGGUCAUCCGGUUCUGGCCCAGCGAGAAGUGGGCCUUCAUCGGCGUCCCCUACGUGUCCCUGCUGUGUGCCCACAAGAAGUCCUCGGUCAAGACCACGUGA